Molecule: messenger RNA, 12752 nt
Organism: Psylliodes chrysocephalus
Lineage: Eukaryota; Metazoa; Arthropoda; Insecta; Coleoptera; Chrysomelidae
Source: the annotation of a GenBank genome assembly
CUGUCUAACGAACAGAUAAGUGUAAGGACAGCCAUGUUGGGUUGUGUCGGUGAAAAGAGUGUAAAUUCCUAGACAUUUUCGUAAUAAAUAGUGUUUGUGUUGUGUCAAUCUGUUCAGUGUUUAACUUAUUUUGGAUUAUGACCGCUUUAACGGAAAAUCUCAAUUGGGGCACCGAGCUCUGGGACCAGUAUGAUAAUCUGUCUCUUCACACACUAAAAGGAAUUGAUUUUUUGGAAAAAUACGGUCAAUUCGUAAGGGAUCGAGCUACUAUAGAAUGCGAAUAUGCUUCAAAAUUGAGGAGACUAGUCAAAAGUUAUCAACCUAAGAAAAAAGAUGAGGACGAUUAUCAAUUUACCUCUUGUAAAGCCUUCAAAGCGCUGAUGAACGAGGUUAGCGAUUUGGCGGGUCAACACGAAUUAGUAGCGGAGGAUCUUCAAGCCAAUGUGAUAAAAGAAUUAACGGCAUUAGUCAAAGAUUUGAAAGAAGAAAGAAAAAAACAACUACAAGAAGGUCUUAGGCUAUCCCAAACACUCCAAGCUCAAAUUGAAGCCCUACAGAGGGCGAAAAAAGCCUACGAUAAGGCUUAUAAGGAAUCGGAAAAGGCCAUAGAAUGUUUUCAAAAAGCCGACGCUGAUUUAAAUCUAUCGAGAGCAGAAGUAGAAAAACAAAGAUCGAAUAUGUCACAUAAAACACAAGUAUGUGAUUCGGCGAAAAACGAAUACGCACAGCAGUUACAGAGGACCAAUGAACUCCAACGACAGCAUUUUAGAUCUGGAUUACCAGAAGUUUUUAGGCAACUUCAAGAACUAGACGAAAAAAGGAUAAAGAAUAUUAAAAAUUUCAUUCUAGCAUCUGUUGAUAUCGAAAGAAACGUAUUCCCUAUUAUAAAUAAGUGUUUAGAUGGAAUUUUAAAGGCUGCGGAAAUUAUUAAUGAGAAAGAAGACACAUUGUUAGUAAUAGAAAAAUUUAAAUCUGGAUUUCAACCUCCAGAAGAUUUUCCAUUUGAAGAUUUAUCAAAAGGUGGUAGUGAUUCAGGUAGUGCUACUAAUAUUAACAAUAUUCACGUUAGUGGGAAAGUGAAAGAGGGAAGUUAUACAGUGAAAGGGACCAUUACUACGAAAGCCAUGAAGAAAAGGACAGGGAUAUUCCAUAUAUUCGGCAGCAGAGGGAAUGCUGCAAUUUCUGACGGAAAGGAGGAUUUAAGUGAACUGCCUCCCAACCAGAGGCGAAAAAAGCUUCUGCUUAAAGUGGAGGAACUCAAAAAUAAGGUUGCUCAAGAGACGGCAGCGAGGGAUGGUCUAAUGAAAAUGAAAGGCGUGUAUGAAGCUAAUCCUGCUCUAGGAGAUCCUCGAACUAUAGAAAGCCAGUUAAAUGAAUGCAGCCACCGAUUAGACAAACUUCAGCAAGAUCUUGCGAAGUACCAGUCCUACCUGGAAGACGCUGUUCGAGGAAUCCAAAGUGGUCAGAAUAACUCCUUAACCAACUCUCCACGAUUAUUGAAUGGUACGAGACGCCGCCAUUCUGGUGGAAGUGCUGCUGAGGAAGAAUCGCUGAGUAGAUCAGCUAGUGAUAGUAGUGUAAACCAUAAUAAUCAUAAUAACCACAAUAAUCAUAACCAUAACAAACCAAGUGCACCUGGAACGCCGCAAAUGAAUAAUCAUGGUUGUUCCAAUAGUCCCGAAAGUGGCCUGGGUACUUCCCACACGUCAUUGCCUGGAGCAGAUUCCGAUCCUGACCAGUACGAUGGACAUGGGGUAGAAAGCGAGUAUUACGAGGCAGAUAUGCAGCCAUCAAUAGGCACUUGCAAGGCGUUGUACCCGUUUGAAGCUACAAGUGAAGGGAGCAUUCCAAUGGCUCAAGACGAGGAGCUCCAUCUUAUAGAACUAGACCAAGGGGAUGGAUGGACUAGAGUGAGAAGGAUUUUAGGUGAUAUGGAAGAAGGUUUUGUGCCAACCUCGUAUAUCGAGUAUUCAUUGUAUAAUACUUAAAAAAAAGCAUUGACUUAAAAGUGUCGAGAGCAUCAAUUUUUUCAAAUGAGUAUAUUUUUGUAAAUUAUUUAUGCAAUAUUUAAAUGAAAAUAGAGUUGCCCGGGUUUCCACGAGAAUUUUAGUAUAAAAACAGAAAAUAUAAUUUUUUUCGUUUUAAGAAAAGACUUGCUAGUUUUCAAUUAUUUUGUUCGAUAUUGUGAUAAAAGUUCACAUUAUAACAUUGUUGGUAGGUAUAAAAAUGUCAAUUUAAUUGGUAAUAGAUAUAAAAUUGCACUAACACUAAGAGUUUGAUUAGUGGUUUAAAAAAUAAAUGCUUAUUUUUUUUAUUUGUAAAUUACCAGUAAUGUAACAAAAAUUGGUUGACAGUUGAUAAUUUAUCUAUUUAAAUAAGUGAAUUUAUUUAAUAUUGAACCAAAAUUGUUUAUUUAUUUGUAAAAAACCAUUAAUUAGAAUUUUUGUUUCGUUUUUAAACUAAAAUCUCUGAAACCCAUAUUCGUUGCAAUAUUUUUUUCUGUUUUAAUGUACAUUUAUAUAUUUUUAUAACUUAGUAGGUAAUUAAAAAAUAUAUUUACUUUUAUUUUUUACUAAAUAUCUAUGUUAAUGCAUUUUUAAUUUUCGAACAAAAUGAAACCUAGAACAAAGUAUUUCUUAGUCAUAUUCUUAUAAUGUGUUGCUUAAUGCGGUAAAAAGUCUUAUAAGGGGUGAACUCAAAAAGUAGAUCUGGCAUUAUUUCAUACUAUUGAAUCAUUAAAACUGCAGAGUUGUUGAAAACUCACUUUACCCUAAAUGAGACUGGUAGGAAUAGCCGAAACUAUAAUACAUAUAUUACAACAUUCAUUAACUAAAGAUCCAUGGCUUCAUUCACGUUGUAUUAAAAAAAUUGUAUUUGACGAAAAUCCAAAUAUUUUAAUGUAUUGGUUUUUCUAAAAAUAAUAGUAUUUAGCAAAUGGUCUUUGUAUAUGUAAAUUUCCAAAAGGAGUCUCGCCUAUUUGCCUCUAGUCCUAUUUAUCGCUGUCAUCAUUUUCAUUACAUGGUAUAGACAUAAAUGCCUGUUCCAGCGACAAAGUGACAAUUUUUCCGAAAAUAACGACAGAUCACGUAAAUCGUCAACUUUCAGCUUAGAUUUCAAACCUUUAAGUCUUACUUUGGAUUAUGAUCGUAGUUAGUAUUGAUCAUCAACUAUUUCCUGUGAUAUAAAAAGUUAAGGUUUUGCUUUUUUUAUUAUUAGAUGAAAGUUCUUUGCAUUUUGUAUAGUAGGUGAUUUUCCAUGCCACUUUUUAUAAAUCAGGACCUAAAAUCAAGCCAGAUUUACAACAAUAGUUCUUUUUUUGCAGGGUUUCAGCUAACAAUCUCCACUUGCAGGUUUUCAAAUGUCAACCAUCACACUCUACCCAUAUCCACAUUGCAUGCCUCAACCUCAAUAAUUUCCAUUAACUUUUGUUCACAAACCAAUGGCCCAUUUUACCAUAACAAUUAUCUAAAAAUCUGAAAAUGUAAUUAAAAGCAAUGUACUGUAAAUUUUUUUCAAGGACGCACAUUAUACUACUAAUUAGGAACAAUGAAAAUAGCCCUCAAAGUUACAAUGUUACAUUCAUAAUACUUAAACAAAUUAAGCCAUAGUAAAAAAGAUUAAUCGAUUUAAAAGUAAUAUCUGAUCUAUUUCUUUUUUAUAUAAAAUCAUUAAAACAUUUUUUGUUGAACUUUUUUUCUGUAUGCAGUUGAUGCAAAUAUUUUCUUUGAUUUCAUUUGGUGUUUGCUUUACUUCUUCCUUCUUUUUCUGUCCUAGCUAACUUCCUUUUAUUCUUUAGUGCUGAUAAAUGUUGUAAAAUAUAAAUUUCCAAAUAAAUUCGUUUAUUACUUGAUUUCCUUAAACUCUGUAGUUCCAAAUCAUUACAAAACUUCAAAUAUUAAAAAAAGUACCUAACAAGUUUCAAUAAUCAUUUAUAAAUAAUAUAAUAAAUUCGCCUGGGGCCCUUGAAUACAUAUUCGAACCAUAUAUUAUCAUUACUUAGCUCUUAUUAAAGCUUUUAAACAAAAUCACAAUUUUUUAAAUAAAUACCGUUUACUUCCUCUCAUUAGAUAAAUUUCUCAAAUUAUGGAAAAUUAAUUAAAAAGAAUGUAAAUAUAUUCUUGCAACUAUUCAAAACUAUUUGCCCCUUGCGCUUAUAUAUUGCAUUUUUCACUGGACCUUACAAAAACUUCUAUGGUCGUAUAUCUUAUUUUAUUGCAUAAGCAUUUUUUUGUAUCUUUACUAACCAUUUUCCAUCCUUAGUCUACUUAUCAUCCUAAAUAAUUGCGAUUCUAGUUAUAGUCCUAGAGUCAACGUGCAGGUUUGUGACUUAUUUUCUUAUAGCUGAAUUUAUUAUUAAAUUGUUCUAUAAGUGUCCAACAAAUUCAUGAAAGCUCGAUGUUCAGACUGGGGCACUUAGGUAGCUAUAAGCUUUACAAGUGGUACGUGUCUCUCAAAAACCUGACUUAAUUUCUUUACAAUUUCGUUAUGCUCAUUCGACGAUAAGUGCCCACCUACAAGAAAUAUUAAACUCUCCACCAAUUUAGAUGGGCUAUUUUUUCUCCAACGUUUUAAAGUAGUGCGUGAGAAGGCUUGCGCGCGACUUAUUUUCUUAUGGCUGGUUUUUGGUUUAUUUUCAAGUUUUUGUUGUUUUUCACAAAAUCCAUUUCAUUCACCAUUUUCGCUGCUCGUUCGACGAUAAGUGUUCACCUACAAGAAAUAUUAUAAGAGGGCAUGCACGUGACUUAUUUUCGGUUUAUUAUCAAGUUUUUGUUAUGUGUUUCAUAAAAUUAACCUCCUCCACUAAUUUCGCUCGGCUAUUUUUUCACUCCAACGUUUUAAAGUAGUGCCUGAGUGGGCAUGCACCUCACUUAUUUUCUUAAGGCUGAUUUUUUGGUUUAUAUUCAAGUUUUUGUUAUGUUUCACAAAAUUUACCUCCACCAAUUUCGCGGGGCCUUUUUUUCUCUCCAACGUUUUAUUGUUUUAAUGUGAAUCGUAACGCGUGACUUAUUUUCCAAACUGGAUGCUUUUACCAAAGUGAGAUAAACAUUAUAGCUUUUCACUGAAUUAGUGUCCAUUAAUAAUAUUGGUCCUAUUUUAGUAUCCUACAAAAAUAAAGAAGUGAAAUAAAUAAAUAAAUAAUGGAUAUAUAUAAACUCAAUAACUUGAUAAAGUAUUUUUGAGAUUUUGAGGUCGCUGAGAACGAAUUCGCUCACAGAAUUUGCUAGCCAUUUGUAAGGUCUAAAUUGUAUUGCUUAAUAUCAUAAAAAACAAUGUUAAUAAUAUAUUUUUAUUGAAUCAUUUCAUAAAAGAGUUAAACCAAUAUUUUAAUACAAGGUGGCCAAAUUUGUCAUUUUGAACCAGCACAUUGAAUAUAUUACAUAAUGAUGAAAAUUUAAAAAUCGGUAAAUAUUAAAAUUCGUUUUCAGCGAUCUUAAAAACUCCUAAUUGAAUAUUUGCAUCCAUUUUGGCAAAAACUUUGUCAAGUUAUUGCGUUUUUAUGUUUAAAACCAUUCAUAUUUUUUUAAAUUCAUUAUUUUCGUUGGACAUUAGAAGCGGCCCAAUAUUUUUAAUGUACACUAAUUCAGUGAAAAGGUAUCUUUUUUUUAUCUUGCUUUAAACGUUGUAGAGAAAAAAUGGCCCAGCGAAAAUGGCGGAGAAAGUGAAUUUUGUGAAAACAACAAAACUUGAAAAUAAACCAAAAAUCAGCCAUAAGAAAAUAAGUUACGCGCAUGCCUUCUCAUGCACUACUUUAAAACGUUGGAGAGAAAAAAUAAUCCAUGAAUUUUGAUAUAGUUUCUGUAUUGUUUUUAUGUAUUCAUCCAAUUGUCCUCUUCGUAUUUUUAUUUCGGCAGGGUUUAUAUUUAAAGCAGGUGUUUAUUCAGGAACUUAAUAAAUAAAUUAGACUGAUCAUUCAAAUGAAAUAAUUGACACCAUUAUAUUCGGCAAGUUUAUGAACCCCUUUACAUUUAAGGAAACACUCAAGCUUGAAAUUAAAAUAAUUAGUAGACUUUAAAAUAUGUUAGUGUUUUUUCAGCCAUCCUGUAAAAUUAAUUUUAUUCAGUACUAUCCACAUUAUUUUUGUAAAAAUGUUAUAAAAUAUUUACCUUUUACUUAUCAGUCACAUAUUUUAUCAAAAAAGACUUAUUACUACUAUUGCUUUUUCUACAUUUUGACCUUACCCUAUAUGUUAUUAAUGAGCAAAUGCGGCUUAGCACAAUUAUUUAGCUGUUGUUUAGUGUUGCAAGUUAUACAGUGGACCUUAAAAAUUUAAAAUGUUUUCUGAAUUUCCUUGUUUAUCAGUUUUUACAAUUCAACAUUUUAAAUCUAUUAAUAAUCAUGGAGGAUUUUAAGAUUAUAUUUUAAAUUUUAAUGGGCCCCAUACACAUUAUAUAGCAGUUACUUUGUAUAUAGAAUGCAUAUAUUAUACUAUUAUUAAUUAUUAUUGAGCUGUAAUGUAAAGUAUAUAUAUAUAAAUAUAAAUGUAUAGUAAUUGUGUUUGCUAAAAAAAAUCAAACAAAAAUAUUUGAUACACAAUUUUUAAUGAAUUUGUGUUUAUUGCACCCUUAGGUCACCCGAAUAAGUAAAAUGAUUUCUUUGAAAGAUUUAAUUUAUUUUUUAUUUUACAAAGUGUAACUGUUUUGAUUUUUACUUAAAACUUUGUUUUUUUCUUCGAUAUUUGAAUUUGUUAUGUAGGGUGUUCUAGUGGAAAUUGUAUUACUUUUUCAACGUUGUCAGAUAAGCUUAUAAAAGUGAGUUUUGACUGCACCCAAAGAGGCCACAAUACUUAAAAAAAUGAUUUUGUGUAUGAUUCCACUUUCUGGAAUUUUAUAGUUUCUUUAAGUUUAAAUCUAAAAGAAUAAAGCAAAUUUGGAAGUUCAGUUUUUACAUUCAGUUUGAGCCUUGUCAUAUUGAUAUACAGAACCGUUUUUCAAAUAUUUAGUAACCAUCUGAUAUCCUGGAUUUUCGUUAUUUGGUUUCAUCAUUAGUUGAAUAUUACUUAAUCAAAGGACUAAACAACGCAUCGGAAUUUUUAAUCCUAUUUACGUAGAAACAAUCAAUAAUGGUAUAUAUUUUUUAUUCAUUCAUCCAUUUAAUUUUAUUAGAAAAUUAGAAGAAAAUUGGGAUAAAAAAACCAUUAUUCAUGAAUAUUCACGCACAAAAGUAUCCUAUAGAAUAACUACAUAAUGUUACAACGCUGCCAAAUAUUAUAUCCAGAAGGCGAAUAUUUUUAAAUAAAUUUUUGUGUUCUUCUCUUACUGCUUAGUUUCAGUGAUUUGUAGUUUUCUCGUCUUCUUUGACUUUUGUGGACGUUUUUACUGAAUUACAAAUCCAUUAUUUAUGUUCAACUCUUACAAAAGAUUCAAAAACAAAAAUAUAAACAAUAUUGUAUGGAUUAAUUUCAGUUUCAAACUGACACAUAUCGCACAUCACCUUCAAAGGUGUAUUCAUUCAAUAUAUUAAAAUUUUACAGGGAACACAAAAGAAAUUUACCGAAUUUUAUUUUUUUAACCUAAAAAGCUCCAGAUAAAUAUUACAAGUGUUGGGUUUGGUAAUUUCGAAAUUUUGGACAAAAGACGAGAAACACUGGUAACUUUUUGAAAAUAAGUGUUCAAAUUUUGUUUUUUUAUUCGAGUUAAUACACUUUUUUGGGGAAAUAAUUUGAAUAUUUUUCGAGCACCUUGGACAAUAAAACUAAUUUUUUAUUGAAAAAUAUUAAGUAAGUGAAACAACGUAUAAACAUAAACCAAGAGUGAAUGAACACAUAAUAUCAAUUGAUCAACAGGUCUGAAUCAGAAUAACUAAAAUUAUAUUCUCUCUUACUUAAAAACUAAAACUUCAAUCUCACUAGUGAAUGAAAUGAGACUAUUUAAAAGAGGAUAACUAAGUAUACUUCACUUUAUUUUACCUGAAAACGAUGAAAAAAAAAAAAAAGAAGGAUAAACUAGCAAACUUUACUGUUUUUAAUUAAAAGUAACAACAAUAGUUUAAAUUUGGCUUAUUGACAUAAAUAAAAACUUAAAAACUUAGGUUCACAUUAACUAGUUUAAUGACAUUUUCUAAAAUAACAACUCAUAAAAAUGUUGAUAAUUGGAUUUUUUUUUUGGCAGAAACUUAAGAUCUUUUUUUGUUUUGUUUUCAUUGGUAGAUAAUUUCGUUUUAUGAGCAUUGUUUAGUAUUGGCUCUUACGUUUGAUUUGUUUAUCGUUAACGGUUUUCCAGUUAUUGCCUCCAUCAUCUGAGUGGAUGUUUUAUAAAAAUACAAAAAUGGUUUGUGUUUUUCCACUUUUAUCAUUUUAAUUUUGCGUAAUAGAACAGACUCUCCAUUACUGUUGGUAGUAAAAUUAGAAUCAAUAUCUGCAGUUAGUUGUUUAACGUCUAUAAAAUCCUUAUGCGUUAACUCGCGGACCAAAUAUGGAGCUUCUUUUUUUUUGGUAACUCUUAUCAGUGUAAUAAACUGAUCAGACACAUAAAAAGUACCAGGCAUUAGUGCUUUAGAUACCAGAAAAAUCAACUUUUUUUUCAGAUUCCAGAAAAAUAAAACUAAUUUUGUAUAACCAUAAAACACAUUUUCAACAAACCUCUUUUUCAAUUAUUAAAUGUGCGGCAUCAGCUUCGUUUUUGGUAUGUCCAACAAUAAAGUAUUGUGAGUAAUUUUCUUAAUUUUUAGUUUUUGAACCGCCUACAAUAAAAUAGCAACCAUGUACCUAAAUUCAUUGAUAGGUUAUUUAACAUACAAUUACUGUAAAAGUAAGUAAGAAGUAGAAUAUUGUAAAAGAAUAAUAUACCCAUACAUUGUUGUGCUCCGCAAUUAUCGCUAUACAUUUACACCUCCUCCUUCGUGCCAAAUAUAAAAAUUAUUAGGCGCAUCAUUGCCCAAUUCUGUAACUGUUAAAUUCAUCAUAUUCAGUUUUUAUUUAUAGUAAAAAAAUUAAAAUAUAUAGCAUAAACAGCAUUGGUCUUUUUUUGGAGCAGAAAAGGUUGAAUUCCUGGAUAAAUAUCACGUUUAUAAUCUCGAUGUAAGUUAGCAAUUUGCCACCAUCAAUAAAUUCCUUGGUUGUUUGUGUUUUAGGGUAAUGACUCUCGACCCUUGGAAUACUAUUUAUAUGAUUUCUAACAUUUUUUAUUUCAUCGAUUAUUCUUAAAUGUUUGUUGUACUUACUACACCCAUCUUCAGAGACUAUUCCACAAUAAUUAGUUUUGUCUUUUAAAUAACUUUUUACCCACCCUUUUUUCUAACCAUCUGACAAAUAAAAGGAGAAUAUAUAUUUUGAUCUUCUCUCCAUUGCUUUCUGAGAUAACGAAAUCUUGGGAUAAAUAUUUUAUGUUUUUAGACAAAAAAUCACGCUUUCUAUUUAUAUUGCUGAUGCUAUAAUAUUCAUUAAAUAUUAGCAACCUUUCUUGAUGAGUAAAUUGUACAGUGCAUUACAAAGCUCUUUAAGUGUCUGCUGAAACAACUUUUUUAGAUUUUGAGCUGGAUAUGUAUCACCAUUAAAUCGUAAUUUUUUUAUUUUAUUUUUUUUGCCAUGCUGUUUCAUCUCGCGGUCUUUUUCUAGUAUUUUCUUCUGAACUUCAAUUUGUUUGUGUUCUUGACCUUCAUGGUCUUUCUUAACUAAGUUAUUUUCACCAACCAGUUCUUGAUCAGAGGAAGAUGAAGACGAAUUGCUGCUAGAACUUGAUAAAGAGCUUGAAGCGUUGACAAGCUAUCAAAAUUUGAGUCCUUAACGCUAUCGUCAUUGUCCUCGCUAAAAUAAGAGUCAAAUGUUAUUCUAUAUUGUACGGAUUGUAUUUUCAUUUAUUGGUAAUUGUUGUUGAUCAUUGUCAUCGUUUGUAGCUGGUUCUAUAGAACUCUCCUUAGGUCUGGAACAAAUUGUAAAAUUUUGAUCAUCAAAUAAUAGUGUAUAUUUAUUGUAAAUUGUUGAUUGCUGUAUGAUUUUUCACCGUGUGUUAAGAUUUGUAGUUUGUUCUGGUUCAGAGCAAGAUGUAUUUUUAUUUAUUGGUAAUCGUUGAUAGUUGUUAUCAUCGCUUGUAGCUGGUUCUGGGGUACUCUUCUUAGCUUUGGUGCAAAUUGUAAAAUUUUGAUCAUUGGCACUGUGCAUGUUAAGAUGUGUACAUUGUUCUGGUUACUCUGGUUCAGAGCAAGGUGUAAAAACAUUCUGAUUUAAAGCAAUCGACACAAUACGCUUACUACUUCUUGAUGACAUCUAAAAAUAUUUAAUUUUGAUAACAAAAAUUUCAAUCAACAAAAAUUAUAUUUUUUAACUUAACAGUUCCAGUUAUUUUUCAAAUAAUUUCCGGGGAAAAGAGUACCAAAUAAAAAUAUUGAUAUGUUCCCAGAGAAAAGAAUAUUAAAUAAAAAUAAUACUACUGAAACUAAAAAUAUCCCAGAAAAACUGUGUUUGAAAUGUGUUUUAAAUUGAAUACCUAGAUUAUAAAAAGUAUUUAAAGCAAAAACGUAUUAACUCAAAAUAAUACCCGUUUCUUAUAAAAUGUUGCUUUGUCUCAUUCCUUCCUUUGAAACAAUACAGUUUUGAAUAAAAAAAACCAAAUAAAUAUCAGUUAGUUUAAGAACGUUUUGAAUUAAUACCUUUUUCUUCGGAACUGCACAUAGGAGCAAACUACAAUGAGACUGUUUUCGUUGGGCGACUCCUGUCUGGUUAUAAAUACGAAUACCUAAAGACGGCCGUGAUACGACAAAGCGAGUAAUGCCAUCUAGUGGAUUUGUCUUAAAAUUAAAAAAAUACCGUUUUUCUAGGGGAAAGAAUACAUGUAUAGGUUUCUAUUUUUGAAAUAAUUACAAAAAUUUAAAAUUUUGAUUUAAUCCACUUUUGAAUGAGAUGUGCGAUAUAUGAAGUUUAUCUCCCUUUGUUUUUUAGGGAAUAUAAUGAUACUGCAAAUAUUUUAAAUGCGCGGGGUACCGCCUAAAUGCAAUUAAGGGGUUAUCUAAUCACCUAUCCAAAUAAAAAAUAGUGGAUUGGAAUUUUCAUUAUAUGUAGCUUAUUUUAAAUUCAGAUCGACAACUACAAAAAUUUUAAAAUAUAUUAUUAGUAAAUUUUAAUCGACACUACUCUUUUUAUUUAGUUACCAUACCACUUCAAGCAUUAAUAGGAAAAUGAAAGUAGACAUUUGGUAACAAAAUUUAAAUUAUCUUGAUUUAUUGGUACAUGCUUAGAGGACAUUAAAUUUUUAACUUAAUAAUUUUUUUGGCCUCCAGUGAUAUCUGAAUGGCAAAAUUUGUCUAAUGUAAUUUGUAACUGGAAAAAAAUCUUAAGGACUAAUAAAAAAUGUGACUGUUAAUAAUCAGUUACUAUAAAAAUGCAGGUUUCUUUUUAAAUCGUUGAAUGUAGUGUGUAUCUAUGUAUUUGUGUAAACCAAUUUUAUGUCAUUUUUUUAUUAUAGAUAUAAACGGGGGGCUUUGUGACACCAAAUACAUUUUUUCUAAUUUAUAUGCUUAUUCGUUUGCUCAUGAUUCCUUGUAAAAAUAUGAUGCCGGCAGUGAUAAAGUGGUCUUAUAAAAAUUAAAAAAGUUUUGUUACCAAUUUGAGUAGGUAUUUAGGAACCUGUUGUGUAUAACUGAUAAUAUUAAGGUAUAUUAAAUAAAAAAUCACUAAUUUGAGGAACUCUUUAUUCGUUCAAGUCUCGACACAAACUGAUAAAAAUAAACCCAAUAAUUAACGUUUAAUAUUAAUAAUACCUAAUUUUUUUCGGUAAUUUAAUAAGAACCACAAAAUGAAAAACCAAGAUAUUACCUUUUCUAAAUAUUAGCGAACGUUCACAUAUUCAAUAGGCAACUUUUAUCCUACUUAACCUAAUAUCUAUAUUAAAAUAUUACAUUAUCUUUAAAUGCUUAGUUUGUUGCUACAAUCUUUUCUCGGUCAUACACUUUUAUCCUAUUAAAAUUAUCUGUUGAAUUUCUUAUAUAAUAAUCGUAUUAAAAUUAACAAUUUAUUUACAUUUUUUAAUCAACUGCAGUUUUAUUAUAAAAUAAACUACCAGUAAAUACAUUUUUCACUUUAUUACAAGGCUUGGGCAUCAUAAAUAAAACAAACACGAAACUGACCAAUUUUUAAUCAAAUUUGUUGUACAUCCCGUUAAGAACUCACUUUUUUAACACAAUGGUGCUGCUUUUCUUUUUAGAUUCUAAAAAAUUGUUUAUGCACCAAUUACGAAUACAGAGUGAGAAAAAUAACCUGGCUAGCAACUACAUUUGUCGACAUUUUAAAUAAAUUUAGAUCUAUGACGUCUUGCUCAGCUUAGUUUGUCGUUUGAAUGAAUAUAUAUUGGUUUUUGAGGACUCCGUAUGUAGUUUCUAUUGAAAAUAGCAAUAACUAAAUGAUAUUAGUGGUUAAGAUAGAUUUUUGCACAAUAUAAAAAUAUGUCGAUCCAUAUACACUUAUGCCAUCAAUUUAUUGUAUUGUCAACAUCAAGCCUUAUAUAUGUCAUAUUUCACGUGCUAAUAUUAGCAAUGAAAUGUCGCUAAUCAUCAUUGAUUAUAAAUAAAAAAAAAAAAAUGACAGUAUGACUGUUAAAAAAUUCUAUUUUUGUAAAAUCCAUUUUUAAAAAAUCUCCAUUUUAAAUUUAACUGUUUUUGACAUAUCGCUCAUUUUCAUAUCAUUAACCCAUUUAGCUCAUAUUGUGAUCGUUUCAUCUAUAAUUACAUAUUUAAUAGGGAGUAUCCUUAAAUGCCAAGCUUAAACGUAUUUUCUGGAACGUAUGUCGAUAAUUUGUAUGCUGAUAUUAUUGAAUGUAUCUGAC